GUCCUGCUGCCUACUCUACUACACAAACCUCCUGGCAGAAGCCGAUCAGCAAUCAUGUAUUGGGAGUGUGACACCUGCAGUCGCGAGUUUGGCUCCGAGCAGGCAUGUAAACAGCACAUGAACGCUCUCGGCCAUUGGGGACAGCGAUUUGAGUGUCAGACUUGCAGUUUCUCGUCGCUGCAAGAGUGGCGGACGGACGAUCACAUGGAUACAUGUGACCAUUGGCAACCACAAUUUGAGUGUGAGGCGUGCACUCGACGCUUCUGGAGUAAUGCCGAAGCAAUCUCGCACAUGAAUACUACCAGCCACUGGAGAAAGCAUUGGUGCGAGGAUUGCGAGCGAGGAUUCCAGAACGCAAACAAUUUACAACAGCAUUUGCGUGGCGCCACACAUCGAGCUGGAAGCAUCUCUUGUCCCUUCUGCAAGAAGCCUCAUACUACCGCGAGCGGCGUGGCACACCAUGUCGAGACAGGAUCUUGCCCAAAAGCACGCAAUCUGAAUCGCGAGACGGUUUACAACAUCAUCAAUUCGAGGGACACCACCGGCUUGAUCACCAACAAGCAGCUGACAUGGCGCUCCGAAGAAAACAACGAUUACGUUGCAAACGAUGCUUGCUGGAACGGCUACGCGUACGAGUGCUACUUGUGCCACAGAGACUUCGCUUCCCUGAACUCAUUGAAUCAGCACCUCAGCUCGCCACUCCACAAGCAGAAGGUCUAUCACUGCUUUGGCAGGAAGUGCGGAAAGCAAUUCUCUGCCAUAGCACAGCUAUUCAACCAUCUUGAGAGCGAGAGCUGCGGGGCUACGAGGUUCAAUCAAGUUCAGAAAGGUGUGGCAGGUAUUCUGAGUGGACGAAGAAUGAUUGCGUUCUAGAUGAAACCAAGCACUGGAGCCAAUUUUUCCACCUGGAGCAGCCUGGAAUCCUGCAUCAUCCGCUCCUCACUAUAGCUAAAGAUAUGGCGACCGCCUGAACUUGAUAUCAUCCUUUCUGAUCGAUCAAUGCUUCCGUGUAGCUAGUGCUUUGAGGUACGAGACUGCCGCGGAGACCGCUCAGAGGGCCACUAUCUCCGCCGCCGCUGCCUCCGCCAAGAGGAUUAGCACAAUCGAGGGCAUUCGUGGCGCGGAGAAGAUUUGAGGCCAGUGAGUCCCCAGGGCCGGACGAUGACCCUCCCAAUGGAGCUGGCGAAAGUCCUUUGGUUGCACCAGUACUCGCUGGUCCUGAGCUAGCACCGCUGGCAUGGCUUGCUGCACAUUGGUCCUUAAGAUCCUGCAUAGUUUCUUGAACAAUUUGGUCCUGCGGCCUUGUGUCACCGGCUGCCCGUGCAUUGGUGGCAUGCUGCUCCGCUGCAUCUUGCCUGGAAGGAAAAAGUGGAGCGGUCAGCAUAUAGUUCGGACACCGAGGCAACAUUCAAUU
This is a messenger RNA of Pseudocercospora fijiensis CIRAD86, 1414 nucleotides long. RefSeq lists its product as uncharacterized. Gene Ontology annotation, cellular component: nucleus. The record is from RefSeq and is a predicted model, not a curated record. The transcript is spliced from 2 exons. Gene Ontology annotation, biological process: regulation of transcription by RNA polymerase II. Gene Ontology annotation, molecular function: RNA polymerase II transcription regulatory region sequence-specific DNA binding; DNA-binding transcription factor activity, RNA polymerase II-specific. Lineage: Eukaryota; Fungi; Ascomycota; Dothideomycetes; Mycosphaerellales; Mycosphaerellaceae. Bases 55 to 873 code for a protein of 272 amino acids.